AAUUCAUAUCUUUACCUUGGCACAUCUUCCAUCUUUGGCAAGUGUGGUAAAUCAAGAACCAGCAUGCACGUCUUCUAUUUUGCACAAUGAAGCUGUCAACAACAUGGGUGCUGGUGGUGGUUCCAGCUUCCCUCCUCCUGCUGCUUCUGUUCAUGACGUUUUAUGCGGUCCCACAUCCUCUUCUGUAUUUCUGGCACCAGUAUCAUCCAUUUAUCCAGUACCUGCGCCAGAAGCAACAUUGAGGCAGAGUGGUUCAUUCAAUGUUUAUUCUAGAAGAAUAGGGAAAAGGAAGCCUCUGACGCCUGCUAAUUUACGUGGUAUGCAGUAUCCUAGCAUUAUCAAACGUAUUAAACUUCCAAGAAGAGAGCAUGAAGAUGAAGAGAGACUUGAACUUCCAAGAAGAGAGGAUUCAGAUCAAGAGAGACAUGAAAAACAAGAAUAAUUAGAAAAAUGGGCAGUGGCAAGCUUUGAUGAGAUUACAUUGGGUUUUCCAGUUCAUGCUUAGAAUUCCCAUUUUCAGAAUUCUAAAGUACAGUUAUAUUGUUCUUAGAGCUGGUUAAGCAUGUGCUCCAGAUAAAAACAUAUUGAAUUUUAUUGAACAUGCAUGGAUAAGCAUGACGGUUUUCUGCUUUCCCCAAGGCCUUGCUGCUGCACGCGUUAUAUGAAUGAAUGUUCUUGCUGUGAUUGAACCGAAGC
Populus euphratica (Euphrates poplar) is the source of this 696-nucleotide messenger RNA. RefSeq lists its product as uncharacterized. The transcript has 6 exons. The record is from RefSeq and is a predicted model, not a curated record. The coding region runs from base 104 to 442 and encodes 112 amino acids. NCBI's taxonomy places the organism in Eukaryota, Viridiplantae, Streptophyta, Magnoliopsida, Malpighiales, Salicaceae.